Messenger RNA from Exophiala xenobiotica, 849 nucleotides. RefSeq lists its product as uncharacterized. Lineage: Eukaryota; Fungi; Ascomycota; Eurotiomycetes; Chaetothyriales; Herpotrichiellaceae. The transcript is spliced from 2 exons. The coding region runs from base 1 to 849 and encodes 282 amino acids. The record is from RefSeq and is a predicted model, not a curated record.
AUGGCUCACCAUUGGACCCGCGGUGGAUUCUGGCAGCCGCCGCCGCCAACACCUCCUACCCCUCUCCCAACAAACAGCAGCCCUUCAGGCAUGAAUCCAUGGGCGUAUGCUACACAAGCACCGCAGAGUCAGGCAACUCUGGACUGGACAGGCAGGGCAUAUUGGUUGAAUCCAUGGAUGGUUGACACGGGCACAGCCUCCCAGGGUGCUCUGAACUCUGCACAGUUCGCGGAACACACAAACGUGUCACAAUACGAAGUCUGGCAACAGCACUAUUACCAAUCGGUGACGCCGUCUGAAAUUUUGGCGGCGACCGUUUGGGACGGACCAGCGUACACGCCUUUCCCCGCUGUCCACCAUGAAGAUCAGAUCUCUCUUGGACAGAGAACUCGGCGUCAUCCUCGACGAGCUCCACACUUCCUCUACCUUCCCAAGGCGUCCCACUACGCAGAAAAGACCGGCAUUGGUGUCAUCAAUGCCAGAUUAAGCCUGAAGGUUAUCGCACCAGAUACGAGCUGGAUCGGCAUAGAAGCGUUUAUCACCCAACAGCGCCCCGAAAAGUAUGGGUCUGCAAGGACGUGUCCGAGGGCGGAAGGUUCCUGUCCGGGUGUAAGAGAUGCAGAGACGGCCAGACAUACAACACAAACUACAACGCUGCAGCUCAUCUUCGACGAGUCCAUUUCAACCCAAAAGAGACCUCCCAAGGUCCUCGUGGUGGACAUGGUGGUGGAAGAGACCCACCUAUGCGUUACCUGCGAUUCUGGAUCGAGGAGGUGUAUGAGCCAGAGCUGCAAAGCGGGAGAGCAGGGAUUCGUAGACGUCGAUAGUGUUUCAAAAGUCAAUACAUGA